AAUAAGUGUCAAAAAUGCAUAUAAAUCAAACCUCAUGACAUGAACUGACCCCAUUAGUGUGUGGUCUGUACCAUUUAUUUUUGUUCACCUCAUACAUACAUCCACCCCACGAUGAACCUGAAAGUGGUCACCUUGUCGGGUAACGAGGCUACAAUCGAUGUGGAGCCGUCCGACAAGAUAGUCGUCAUAAAAGAGAAACUGGAAGAGAUCGAGGGAUUGCCGCUCCAGCAACAGAGACUGAUCUACCAGGGCAAGCAGCUGCAGGACGACAGAACGGUUUCCAGUUACAAACUGAAAAUCGGCUCUACUCUGCAUCUGGUUAUCGCUCUGAGAGGUGGAAACGAGACGACGAUCGUGGUGUGAGAUGUAUAUACAAAAUCAUUUGAUCAUUUUAUCAUUCUUUCAAUAAAGCCUUUGGCACUUAUUGAAAUUAAA
Messenger RNA from Aethina tumida (small hive beetle), 435 nucleotides. Its product is annotated as NEDD8-like. The transcript has a single exon. Gene Ontology annotation, biological process: modification-dependent protein catabolic process; regulation of proteolysis; protein neddylation. The coding region runs from base 112 to 363 and encodes 83 amino acids. The record is from RefSeq and is a predicted model, not a curated record. Gene Ontology annotation, cellular component: cytoplasm; nucleus. NCBI's taxonomy places the organism in Eukaryota, Metazoa, Arthropoda, Insecta, Coleoptera, Nitidulidae. Gene Ontology annotation, molecular function: protein tag activity; ubiquitin protein ligase binding.